Messenger RNA from Nicotiana tabacum (common tobacco), 1441 nucleotides. RefSeq lists its product as uncharacterized. Lineage: Eukaryota; Viridiplantae; Streptophyta; Magnoliopsida; Solanales; Solanaceae. The record is from RefSeq and is a predicted model, not a curated record.
GUUUUGUCUAAGAGUUACUUGUAUUCUUUCCCUUUUCCCCUUCUCCUAAGUUGCAAAUUUUAAGGUGAGAGAGAAUCAUAUUUAAUACCUUACAUGGGCUGUCAGGAAAGUGGAUUUAUAGUUCCAUCUUCCUCUGAAAUUUCCCAAUUAUAAUAAUUCCAAAACAAGUCCUUCCAAAUCUCCCUUUAUUUCUUCCUACUAAAAAGCUUUUUAGCACACGCAACUCCCCCAUUUCUUCAGAUCUCUUCUCAUUUAGCAGAAUAAUUAAGUAUCAAGAAAUGAGAGACUUUGCUUCUUGUUUCAAUGAAUAUGCAGUACAAGUUUCUGAUACUUCUUGUUCUAGUUACUCAAACUCUGCUUGUAUCCCUCCUUCUCUGAUUCCUUCAAUUCAAAACACUGUCACUUGUUUGUAUAAAGUCACUCUCUCCAAUAAAAAACAGGUCUUGAUCACAGUUUCAUGGUCCAAAACAAAUAGUAUAACACAAGGCCUAAGUGUACACUUUGGUGAUGAUCCUUCAAAUGUCUUCAAACUCAACACGAAUUCGCGUCUUUUUAGGAAGAAAAGGGGAAGCAAAUCACUGGAUUUGGAUCAUUUAAAGGUUGAAAUUUUCUGGGAUUUAUAUGCAGCCAGGUAUUUAUCAGGUCCUGAACCAAUUGAUGGCUAUUAUUUACUAGUCAAAGUUGAUUCACAACUUGGCCUUAUUAUUGGUGACAUGGCUGAAGAAGCUUCAUUAAGAAAGUUAAAAAAUGGAACUCCAAUGGCCAAGUUCUCAUUGGUUUCAAGAAAAGAAUACUUUUCAGGGAAUACCCUUUAUUCAACAAAGGCUCAAUUUUGUGACAAUGGCACAAGUCAUGACAUAUUAAUUCGUUGUAGCGGCGAAAAUGAAGGUCUAAAGCAUCCUGUUUUAUCAGUUUAUAUUGAUAAAAAGAUGGUGAUUAGAGUUAAAAGGCUGCAAUGGAAUUUCAGGGGAAAUCAGAGCAUAUUUGUGGAUGGAUUGUUGGUUGAUCUAAUGUGGGAUGUUCAUGAUUGGUUCUUUAAUCCAACAUCUGGUUGUGCACUUUUUAUGUUUAGGACAAGAAGUGGAAUGGAUAGCAGACUGUGGUUAGAUGAUAAAGACAAAUUGCUGCACAAAGAUCCAGAUAAAGUUGAGUUUUCAUUGUUGAUUUAUGCCUCUAAGACCACAUAAAUUAAAGGUUUAAUUUUCUCUUUUUUUUUAUUUUUCUGUUUUCUUUACUGAAAAUCCAAUAGUGGGGUUUAAUUUCUUCUUUAACAUUCAUGUGAAUUUCUCUCACUUUAAACUUCAUCCCUCAUGAAAGGAAAUAACUUUGAUCUUGAUAGAAGGGCAACAACUUGAGGAAAUUCAGAUUUGACAUUGUAUAUUGUUAUUUUGUGGGUCUGAGUGAUAAGAAAUAUAAACAGAUUGUUUUUUUUUUUUACUCU